AUGAACUCCAAUAUGAAGCUGAUUCGCUCCCUUCUGAGGGAGAUCAGGGCGAUAUCCAGCGAGGGAAGGAUUAAGGAUAAUAUUGCUGUACAAUAUGUGAUGGAGCAGGCCAGGGCACACAAGGAGACCUCGGAGACACUCUGUAAGGCUAGAGAGGAGAUGAGACAUUUGGCGGAGACGUACAAUUGCUAUUUGGCGUCGUUGAGAAUGUACAAGGAAAUUAACACUGAGUUCGCUGGGGCUGGGGAGAGGAGUGUCAGGGAGACCGCUGAUUUAGUUGGGUUCAAGCUUCCACAUGACCCCAAAUAA
Messenger RNA from Fopius arisanus, 309 nucleotides. Its product is annotated as UPF0562 protein C7orf55. Gene Ontology annotation, cellular component: mitochondrion. NCBI's taxonomy places the organism in Eukaryota, Metazoa, Arthropoda, Insecta, Hymenoptera, Braconidae. The record is from RefSeq and is a predicted model, not a curated record. Bases 1 to 309 code for a protein of 102 amino acids. The transcript has a single exon.